UGGCCAUAGUCCAAAGACCGAAACAUGUAAAAGACAAAAAGAUAUUGAAAGUGAAACGUAAACAAAUCAUUCGGCACAAGUCGGUAAUAAUCGCCAAUAAGCUCACGACUCAUAAAAUGAGGUUUAUUUUAUUUAUUUUUUAACUGAAACACAAUUAGUCAUAGAUACAUACGUAUAAUUAUACACGCACAAAGCAUACAUAGACACGCGCGCACGUACACACACAUACAUAAAUUAUAAGCAUAUGAUAUAUAGAUGUGUGUGUAUACACACCCUUAACUACGUCUGGUUUGCCGAACAAGUUUGCAUUUGGUCAUGACUGACUUUUAUCCCAUCCACCUCUCUCUUCACAGAGCCAAUGACAUUUUCGGUGUGUCAAUAGCAGCUGAAAUUAAAAAUUACAUUUAAUUAAACAAGAUAGUGUUCGUAUCUCUCUUUCUCUCUAUGUGCAUCUACGUGUAUUUCUUAUUAUCUAAACUUAUUCUUCUAACUCAAACUACUUGAAGAAACUUUAUAAAACAAACGAGGGCUUAAAACGGCAUUCUCCCAUCUAUAACGUUUUGAACUACAUACACACCUACGCAGUGGAUAUACUAAAUACAAGACACCUUCAAUCUGUUUUAAAUGAUAUAGGGACAGUCGUACACAUUACAAAAUGUCCCAAGUAACUGAAUGGACACCUCUGGCCCCUCUACACGAUUUUUAUGAUGAGAAGAUUGUGCUGAUUCUACUUAACCAACCAAUAACACCAAUGCUAAAAAUCUUCAAAUAUUUAUGGCAAAAAGCUGUAUUGAAGGUAUUUGUCGAUGGUGCAGCAAAUGAAGUAUACAGCCAUCUCUCCAAAGAAGAUUUCCUGCCAGAUAUAAUCACAGGAGACUUUGAUUCCAUCCGCCCAGAAGUAAAAGAACAUUAUCAACAGAAAAAUGUUGAAAUUGUUGAAACACCUGAUCAAGAUGAAACUGAUUUUACAAAAUGUCUGAGAAUUGUUUUUGGGAAAAUUAAUCAUGUUGAGGUUGAGAGAAUAGUUGUUCUAGUUGGUUUCCAAGGAAGAGUUGACCAGCAAUUUGCUAAUUUCAACACACUCUUCAAAGUCAGAAACUUUGGAUAUGAUAAAUAUGUUCCCAUAUAUGUGAUGUCAAAUUCAGAUCUUACAUGCCUUUUGAAAACAGGAAAUAACAGCAUUGAAGUUGAUAGUGAAUUCAGAGGUGCGCAUUGUGGUCUGAUUCCUCUUGGUUGUGUGUGUAACAGCAUAACAACAACAGGGCUAAAAUGGAAUUUAGAUAAAGCACCAUUAGAAUUUGGACAUCUGGUAAGCACAAGCAAUACAUAUGCAGAAAAUCUAGUUGAAGUGCAAACAGAAUGCCCCAUACUCUGGUGCAUGGAUCUCAAAUUCUGAAAGAAGAAAAUUCACCCAAUCACUUAACUAAAUAAAUUUAUUUUAAUACACUUAAA
Messenger RNA from Octopus sinensis (East Asian common octopus), 1452 nucleotides. RefSeq names its product thiamin pyrophosphokinase 1. Bases 656 to 1396 code for a protein of 246 amino acids. NCBI's taxonomy places the organism in Eukaryota, Metazoa, Mollusca, Cephalopoda, Octopoda, Octopodidae. Gene Ontology annotation, biological process: thiamine metabolic process; thiamine diphosphate biosynthetic process. Gene Ontology annotation, molecular function: thiamine diphosphokinase activity; thiamine binding; ATP binding. The transcript has 7 exons. The record is from RefSeq and is a predicted model, not a curated record.